Messenger RNA from Salvelinus fontinalis (brook trout), 2983 nucleotides. RefSeq names its product solute carrier family 30 member 5 (gene slc30a5). Gene Ontology annotation, biological process: zinc ion transport; transmembrane transport; intracellular zinc ion homeostasis. The record is from RefSeq and is a predicted model, not a curated record. The transcript is spliced from 16 exons. Gene Ontology annotation, cellular component: Golgi apparatus; membrane. NCBI's taxonomy places the organism in Eukaryota, Metazoa, Chordata, Actinopteri, Salmoniformes, Salmonidae. Gene Ontology annotation, molecular function: zinc ion transmembrane transporter activity. Bases 532 to 2880 code for a protein of 782 amino acids.
AACAAGCGUCGACUGAGAAAAAUCGAUCUGAAUGGUCAUCCAAAUCGGAAUUCAACUCGGGAGCUCUGGCCUAUGCCUAGAGCUCCGACUUUCCGAAAUGAAGAUCACCAACGUCAUGAUUUGACCUCGUAUUUUUCCGUGUUCCAAGUUGUUUGAACGCGGCAUUAGGUUCGCGAAUUUGUGACGUGGAAACGAUUACAGUAUCCGGAAGUGUGGCCGCAACCAUCUGGGAUGGUUUUCUUUCCUUUGGAAGCAAUUUUACAAAUAGUUUAUGAAACCAUAUUCUUAAUUAUGCCGGAUAUUUGAACGAACAUGGUCUGCAUCUGUAUUGUAAGAGGGAGGUCUUGCUAACUAGCUAGCUACGAUGCCUUGUUGAAUUAUAUGAUAAGCUAGCCGGCUAGCUAGCUAACAACAGCUACUAUAGUAACGUUAAUCUCUUUGACACAACUUUACAAGGCCAACGUUCGCUAGCAACCACCAGCCUGGUCGCAUGGAUCAUUACAUUUGUUGAAUUUCAGCCUAGCUUUAAAAAUGGAUGACAAAUACAGCAGCAAUGUACUUUCCAGUGGACAGCUUGGCAGGGUUGAAGUACCGAAUGCCAGGCUAACCAGGUACAUAGUGUUACUGCUUGUGUCCAAGGUGUUGAAGGCACUUGGGAUCUUUGAAUCAUAUGACCUCCUUAAAGUUGUCCAUAUUGUUCAGUUCAUCUUCAUACUAAAAUUGGGGUGUGCAGUGAUUUUGGUUUUCUUCCAAAAACCAUUCUCUUCUGGGAAAGCAAUUUCAAAGAGACAGUGGAUCAAGCUUCUCAAACAUUCGGUCAUCAGCUGCAUCAUUUCCCUCCUGGGUUUCUUUGGUCUCACUCUCUGUGGACCUUUAAGGACGUUGUUACUGUUUGAGCACAGCGAUGUGGUGGUCAUCGCACUCCUCAGUGUUCUAUUCACAAGCUCAGGAGGUGGCCCCUCCAAGACCAGAGGUGCUGCUCUCUUCAUUAUCGCUGUCAUCUGUCUCCUUCUCUUUGACAAUGAUGACCUCAUGGCGAAGAUGGCGGAACAUCCUGAAGGACACCAUGACAGUGCCCUCACUCAUGCUCUCUAUACUGCUAUUGCAUUCUUGGGGGUAGCAGAUCACAAGGGUGGGGUUGUGUUGCUGGUGGUGUCUCUCUGCCUGAAGAUUGGCUUCCACACAGCUUCCAGGAAGUUGUCUGUGGAGAUCGGGGGAGCCAAACGCCUCUAUGCUCUGGAUAACCUGGUCUCCUCCAUAGUCCUGCUGCCCUGGGUCAUAGUGCUCUCAGCCACCACAGAGAGCAAAGUGGAGUCAUGGUCGGCUCUUAUCCUGCCAUUUGGGAUGAUCAUCUUCUCUGUAAUGAUCCUGGAGUUCUAUGUAGAGUCCAUCUGCAUCACCAAGAUGGAGGCUCCCAGAUGUGCCCGCUACGGCUCCAUCUUUCUCUUCCUCAGCGGGCUGCUGCUGGCCAACUUCUGGACCCACCCGCUGACGGAACAGCUCCGGACCAUGAGCAAGACCCCCCAGCAAGAGAGCACAGAGACGGAGCAUGUGCUCUCUGGGGGUGUGCUGGUCAGUGCAGUCUUCUUCAUCAUGGCUGACAGCAUCUUGUCGUCACCAUCGAAGAAGGGUCAGAAGGGGACCUUGGUGGGGUAUUCCCCCGAGGGAACCCCUCUGUAUAACUUCAUGGGGGACGCCCUGCAGCACACGUCCCAGUCUCUGCCCCGCUUCAUCAAAGACUCCCUCAAACAGAUCCUGGAGGAGUAUGAUUCCAGACAGAUCUUCUACUUCCUCUGUCUCAAUCUGGCUUUCACGUUUGUGGAGCUCUUCUACGGUGUGUGGACCAACAGCCUGGGCCUGAUCUCUGAUGGCUUCCACAUGUUGUUUGACUGCUCUGCUCUAGUGCUGGGCCUCUUCGCAGCUCUCAUGACACGCUGGAAAGCAACCAGGAUAUUCUCUUAUGGAUAUGGCCGAGUUGAAAUUCUCUCUGGAUUCAUCAAUGGCUUGUUCCUCAUGGUCAUAGCUUUCUUUGUCUUUGUGGAGUCAGUCACACGACUCGUAGACCCUCCCAACAUUAACACAGACAUGUUGACACCUGUGUCAGUUGGAGGGCUCCUCGUCAACCUAGUGGGUAUCUGUGCCUUCAGCCACGCCCACUCCCACGGUGCCGCUAAAAGCAACUGUUCAUCACAUGAUCAUGGCCACUCCCACGGGCAUGGGCACAGCGAGCACGGGCACUCUCAUGGGGGACAUGGGCACGGUGGAAACGGGCAUGGGCAGAGCAGUCAUGGACACAGUCAUGGAAGCAGCCAUGGCCACUCCCAUGGCGGGGGCAUGAAUGCCAAUAUGAGAGGUGUCUUUCUGCACGUGCUGGCUGACACCCUGGGCAGUGUUGGUGUGAUCAUCUCCACAAUUCUCAUUCGUCAGUUUGGCUGGUUGAUCGCUGACCCCAUCUGUUCCCUCUUCAUCUCCACCCUCAUCUUCCUCAGUGUCAUCCCGCUGCUGACAGAUGCAGCCGAGGUCCUCCUCUUGAGGACGCCUCCUGAACAUGAGAAGGACCUCAACAUCGCCCUGGAAAAGAUUGAGAAAGUAGAAGGUGUGCUAUCUUACCGCGACCCUCACUUUUGGAGACACUCAGCCAGUGUCAUCGCAGGAACGAUUCACCUGCAGCUGAUGUCAGACGUUGUGGAGCAGAGGAUCAUACAGCAGGUGACUGCUAUUCUGAAAGAUGCCGGGGUGAAUAAUCUAUCUGUCCAGGUGGAGAAGGAGGCCUAUUUCCAGCACAUGUCUGGCCUCACUACUGGAUUCCAUGAUGUUCUGGCAAUGACACAACAAAUGGAGUCCAUGAAUUAUCUGAAAGAUGGAACAUGUAUCAUGUAACUUAUUCUGUGGUACCAAAUCAAAUUUUAGAUUUUUUUUUUUUUUUUUGCAUUUAUGUGUGUGUGCAGUUCAUGUGAAAUAAAAAUUGAAUAUAUAACUUUUA